CGUCACAGCGCUUAGGUACUAUACAUGCAGCCCCAUAAAUUACUUAAGCAGAUACUAUCUAGGUACCUAGGUAGACUCGAAGGCUCAACAACUUUCUUAAAGGUCUUAUUCCAAAGAAAUCAUAGUGAGUGAUAGAUGCAUAAGCACGUCCAAGUAGGUAGGUAAUUUCAAUCAAUUGUCGGUUAAGAAGAUAAUGUCCCUCUUUGUGCAUAAGAGAAAGUAUAUUUAUUUACUAAAAGGCAAAAGUUCGCUUCUAUGAAUCAAUAGGAUUCAAUAGUAUUCGUACUAUCCGAAUAAUUAUUAUAACCCAAAUGCGACCAAGUUAUCGGCAAACUUCAUAUCAUUCUUCUUCCUUAACAAGCCGUAACUCACCCAUUACCUAUGUUAGGUAGGUAGUUUACAAUGAUCAUACCUAUAUCAAGAAAUUUCAUUAAUACAGCUACUUUCCGACCAGACGAGUUGAUCACUACCACGAGAAAACCUUCCAAUGAGUGAACUUUCUUUACUAUUACCGUCCAUCGUGGCGAUGCGACUAGAGCCUCAUCUACCACCCUUGCAGCCAACAUCCUCUCCAGAGGACGUAUCUUCGUCGUCUAAGCUACCCUUCGUCACACUAACAUUUGCCACUUCGCUUGAUUCAGCGCUAUCCCUCGGGCCAGGUAUUAGGACGGCUCUUUCAGGUCCAAAAUCAAAAGCUAUGACCCAUCAUCUUCGCAGUCGCCACGAUGCUAUCUGCGUUGGGGUCGGAACAGCUAUAGCCGAUGACCCAGGGCUGAACUGUCGUCUCGCGGCUGAUGCUGCGCCCUUGGAGACUUCGCCGACCGCCGAUACAGCUGGCGUCGGCGCUCUCUUAGGGCUUGCCUCCAUCUCAACCAAGCAAUCUGUGAUCGAUGAAACUAACAGCGCCAUGACUGCGCGUCACCCUCGACCCAUAGUUAUCGACCCAAGAUUACGUUGGGAUUUCACUUCCGAGAGCAAAGUGAUGAAGUUAGCUCGGGCAGGCAAAGGCUUGGCUCCAUACAUCAUAACAGCUAUACCUAACCCACCUGAAGAUAAGAAGAAAUUAUUACAAGGCCAUGGCGGGAAGUUCAUCGUCCUAACCCAACCUCAAAAUACCGUAUCUGGUGUGGGUCCGGACAAUCGUCGUUUCGAUUGGCGUGCCAUCUUAGCAGCCGUACGAAACGAGGGGCUACAGAGUAUCAUGAUCGAAGGCGGCGGCGAGGUGAUCAACUCACUUCUUUCUCGGGAAAAUUCACAGCUAAUUGACUCGGUUAUAAUAACUAUCGCGCCCACUUGGCUCGGUCAGGGGAGUGUUUUCGUUUCUCCACCUCGAAGUGUCAAUCCUGGCGGUAGCCCGAGACCUGUAGCUCGGCUUUCAAACAUAACAUAUAUGCCCCUUGGAGAAGAUCUAGUCCUAUGUGGAAAUUUUGCAUCCCAAGAAUAAUACCUCUGGCUAUGCUAAUGGUCCUUUAUAAGGUUCUGAGUGCGUCGUGCUUGAUGAUCAUGUGGCUCCAAAUACUAUUUCGACAUGAUGAUACUUAUCUUCCCGUGGAGUUGUCUCAAAUCUUCUCCAGCGUUGGGUCCUUGAUAUCUUGGGUCCCGAUCUUUCAUAUAUCGGUUUAUUUAAACUAUAAACUUAUCAACAAUGUCAGGUAUCAAGGAACUCAACAUGCGGACGAUAUUACCAUCGAAACUACACGUCUACAUGCGGGACGAAACUAGCCAAAACUUUCUAGGCCUUAGCUAUAGGACAUAGAUAAUGAUCUUUACGGACGUGACCUAUAUGUUCUUUUUGGAAAUACUACCUAUCUAGGUAGUUAUCUAUCUAAACUCGGAUUGAAUCGCUCGUAUUAGACUCUAUCUAUCAAGUAGUUAUAAGAGGCAUGGUGAUAGUACCUUUACCAAUAUUUUCGCCUAGAAUUCCAGAUAACACCUUCAACCCAGUUCUUCUCGUGGUAUUAUAUUCAAGAAGUUGUAUUUUAUAAGUAGUAUAAGCCAGAUGGAUUUAGGGAAUAUUCCAGCUAAGAUACGAUAUAUAUACUACAACAACAACCCCUUUCCUUCACGUACGACC
Molecule: messenger RNA, 2074 nt
Organism: Daldinia decipiens
Lineage: Eukaryota; Fungi; Ascomycota; Sordariomycetes; Xylariales; Hypoxylaceae
Product: putative riboflavin biosynthesis protein Rib7
Exons: 1
Coding region: 488-1444 (318 amino acids)
Biological process (GO): riboflavin biosynthetic process
Molecular function (GO): 5-amino-6-(5-phosphoribosylamino)uracil reductase activity
Source: RefSeq, a predicted model, not a curated record